GCGCAGUUUGGGGCCGAGGUCCGCGCGCGGAGCGACAGUGUGCGGCGGCACCGGCUGGAGGGAGUCGGCGCGGUCAAGCGGGUGGCGCAACUCCCAGCCCAGAGCUGCGAUGAGCACCCCAGCCGUGCCCCAGGACCUGCAGCUGCCCCCGAGUCAGAGGGCCCAGUCCGCGUUCAGAGAGCAAAGAAGACAAAAACUCAAGGAGCAUCUGUUAAAAAGAAAAACAUUUUUUGCAUACAAACAGGAAAACCCGAUAUUAUCCAGUAGUAGAGACCAGAGAGUAAGGCCAUCUGAAGGCCAGAUCCAAGAAGAGACAAAAGUUCUGAAACUGAAGACAAAAAUGGCUGAUAAAGAAAAUAUCGGGAGGCCAACUGGGAUCAAAAAUGAUACAAUAAUGGAAAAAAAGAGUAUGCCUUUAAAACCUUCUAAUGAUUUAACCAGUUCAGCUAUAGCAAUUGAUACACAUAAUUUUGAGGACAAUAAUCAAACAUCUUUACCAAUAAAAGAUGACCCCCAAAGUCAACAUAUGACAUUAAGCCAAGCAUAUCACCUUAAAAACAAUAGUAAAAAGAAACAAACAACUACAGAAAAACCAAAGCAAGAUGCUAACGUGCCCAAGAAACCUGUGCUUGGAUCUUAUCGUGGCCAAAUUGUUCAGUCUAAGAUCAAUUCAUUUAGAAAACCUCUACAAGUCAAAGAUGAGGGUUCUGCAACUACAAAGGAACUUUCAGCCACUGUCUCCAAAGCCACAAAGCCUCAGUCUGUAAACCCCAGCAGUGCAACCGUGAAAAGUGACAGAGCCUCAAAUAUGACGACUGCCACUAAAUUUGUGAGCACUACAUCUCAGAACCGACAGCUUGUGCGACCUCCUAUUAGAAGCCACCACAGUAAUACCCCAGACGCCAUGAAACAAGGCAUCAGCAGACCAUCUGCCAAUGUUACAAUUCGGAAAGGGCCUCGUGAGAAAGAAUUAUUACAAUUAAAGGCAGUUCCAUCUAGUAUCAAAACUAGUUCUUUUCAGGACAUAAAAAGAAACAAGACACUGUCAAGAAGCAUGACAUCUGAAAUGGCAGCCAAGCCUGCUGCAUCUUCUAAUACUAAACUGGUAGGAAAGUCGAAAGGCAUUGACCAGCGCAGACAUACGAUCGUGAAAGCAGCUAUUGACAGCAGAUGGGCUAAGCCCAAAGAAACUGCAGAGGAGAGAAAAGCUCGUCUGAGUGAGUGGAAAGCUGGCAAAGGAAGAGUGCUGAAAAGGCCUCCGAGCUCAGUAGUUACCCAGCCUGAGCCCGAAGGACAGGAUGAAAAGCCGGUUGGGUCCUUCUGGACUACCAUGGCAGAAGAAGAUGAACAAAGACUGUUUACUGAAAAAGUAAACAAGACGUUUUCUGAAUGCCUGAACCUGAUUAAUGAGGGAUGUCCAAAAGAAGAAGUAUUGGCUACACUGAAUGACCUGAUUAAAAACAUUCCAGAUGCCAAAAAACUUGUUAAAUAUUGGAUAUGCCUUGCUCGUCUUGAGCCAAUCACAGGUCCUAUUGAAAAUAUUAUCGCAAUCUAUGAGGAGGCCAUUCUGGCAGGAGCUCAGCCUAUUGAAGAGAUGCGACGUGCAAUUGUUGACAUUCUGACAAUGAAGAAUCAAGAAAAAGUUAAAGGAGAAAAUAAUGAAGAGGCUUGUGAAACCAAGGAACAAAUCCAAGAAGUCAACACUGAGGAUACAGGUGUUAAUCUAGGGUCUGGAAAGCCAGAAAUGGAAAACAAGCAUCCUCGAAGUGUGGUAUUUCAAGACUGUGAAAAGGAGCGAGAUGACAAAACAAAAGAUCCGACCAACGAUGUUAAAACCCCCAAAACAGAAACUAGGGCGAGUUGCUUGAUUAAAUAUAAUGUGUCUACAACGCCAUACUUGCAAAGUGUAAAAAAGAAGAUACAGUUUGACGAAACAAAUUCUGCAUUUAAAGAGCUGAAGUUUCUAACACCAGUUAGACGUUCUCGGCGUCUUCAAGAGAAGACUUCUAAAUUGCCAGAUAUGUUAAAAGACCAUUAUCCUAGUGUGUCUUCACUGGAACAGUUAAGAGAGUUGGGAAGUGACACUGAUGCUUUUGUGUGCCGCCCCAACGUGGCCCUGUGCCGCAUGUACGUGGAGACCGACCCAGCAGAAGAGAAGUGAAGCCCUGACGAGGAGAGGAUGGGGUUUUUAUUCUUCCGAGGGUGUUCUGUCGGUUUGUCUGUUGUGCCUUUGUACCUCCCUUAGAUCAGGAGUUGCCAGGGACCUAAGUAUUCAUGGCAGUAGGCGCUUUUACUAGUGUUCACUUUAUAGCAGGUGUUACCUUCUGUGUGUGAUAAGCUAAUCCUACCUUGUCAAUCUCAGUAGACUGAGUGUUUCCCUAAGGCAGGUAAAUUUUGUUGAGACAGAUUUAGCUUACUUUUUCGCCCAGUGCUAGUCCCCCAGACUGCUGUGGUCCCCGUGUGCCUUGGGCUGCCCCUGGUUCUUCGCUGCCACUUUCCAUCAGUGCCAGUGAGUCUGCACCUGUGGUCUCUUGGCCUCUUUUGUUGUAACUGAGGUCACCAAGAGGGACAGUUAACUAAAUACUCCAUUUCUAAGAGAAGGUAUUCAGUGCUAAGAAAGAAAAUGUGCCAAACUUAGUGGGUGUUCGGAACUUUAAAUCUGAGUUCCUUUCUUUAUUUCCUUUUGUAACUUGACUAUCCAAAAUUUUAAAAUUUUAACUUCCAUUGCUUCAUUUGAUACAGUUUAUAGACUAUUAGAAUGGAGAUAGAGAAGGAAUAUGCACUAUUUAAUGAAUGUCAUUCUAGUUUAGAUAGUAUUUCUAAAAUAACUAACACUUAAAAUUGACUUCUUCCUUAUAAUAUAAAAACUUCACCGUUAAAUCAUGUCUCCUAAAACAUGAUAGUCAUACACACUAAACAGUUCUCUCUACACAUAAAUACCACCAAUAAAAUCAUUUUAUAAGUCUCUGAACUAAUACUUAAAUGGCACACAUCCUCUACCAAAUCUAGUUUCAAAUAAGGAUUUGGUCGUCGUAAAAGAUUAUACUUUUAAUACUGCAUAAUAUGAACGUGGUGAAAAAUCACAUUUGUGUUCAUUAAAUUCUAUUUGUAAAACACCUAUCUUUGUUCUAUUUAUUGUCUUAUGUUCUAGAGAGUAGAAUUUUUACUCCUUUUUAAGUUGUGUACCUAAUAUGUAUACAAUAAAUUAAAAUAUCUAUAUAAUGAUA
Camelus dromedarius (Arabian camel) is the source of this 3227-nucleotide messenger RNA. RefSeq names its product cytoskeleton associated protein 2 (gene CKAP2). Bases 110 to 2161 code for a protein of 683 amino acids. Gene Ontology annotation, biological process: negative regulation of microtubule depolymerization. The record is from RefSeq and is a predicted model, not a curated record. Gene Ontology annotation, cellular component: microtubule cytoskeleton. The transcript is spliced from 9 exons. Lineage: Eukaryota; Metazoa; Chordata; Mammalia; Artiodactyla; Camelidae.